ACUGAAAACUAAACAGGGACUUUAUAGACGUGAUUUGUAUGAAAACUUCAUCAAAGUUUCUUGCUGAAGUAUUGUUAAGACGGUAGCACUUACACCUGACCCAAUGUUGUAGUUCAUUUUAAAGAUCCAUUCUUGUCAGCAGCCAGAAAGAUGGAUAUAGCAGAAAACUAUUUAGGGCAGGUCACACAUGUGAUUGAUCCUGAUAAUUUCAGCAUGCAAGUUGGUACAGAUGAGUGUCUGGCAGAAUUUAUACAGUUUGAGAUGAGACUGGAAGAUUUUGGUCAGACCUGUGACAGAGUGAGUGACCUUUCUGCACUGGAGAUAGGACAGAUUAUUCUGGUGGAGUGUAUGGAGACCAAAGAGGGAUGGAGGAGGGGACAAGUGGCCAAUGUUAACAGUGAGGAGUCUGGUGUUGAUGUUGUUUACAUUGACUAUGGGCACUCGGAACAUGUGGGCAAGUCUAGAUUGUGUACAGAUUUUCCUGAGGAGUUUGGUCAAUAUCCGUCCAUGGCUAUCAAGUGUCAGCUGGCAGGAAUCAAACCAAUUGCCAGAACAUGGACAACAAAAGCUGUCAAGAUGUUCACAGAGAUCACCCAGGGCCAUGUCUUCUUUACUUUCUUCCUGCCAACGACUCACAUGUUUAAAUCAAUGGUAGCGCUCUACUUUCAGCAAGGGGGAGACAACCCAGACUGGGCAGGGCGUUCACUGUCUCAUGUUCUCAUGGACCAAGAACUUGGCAUUGUAUCAGAAAAUGAAGUGACUGAAUAUUUGGAGAAUGCUGCAGAGUUUUGCAAAGAAAAAUUCCAGCUGGCUGCAUAUUCGGAAUCCAUUGAAGCAAAUGAAGAUGUAGAAGUGCCUGAUUCAGAUUUUAUCUCAGGAAUGAGCAAUGAAGAAGAGAAUGAAGAUGGUGAAGAUUUCCUCCCAGUUUCGGGGGAAUCUCCUGAUAAUGCUCCCUCAGAUGAUGUUACUGAGGAAUCUCCACAAGAAACAAAUGAACCGUCCACUGACGAGGGUACGUCAGAAUACACUAGCUCACCGGAGGGUCCAUUGGACCAUUCAUCACAUAUAGGGUCCACUAAUGGGGAGAACAAAAUCGUCAUCUCAGACUUUGAUUUUGAUCGGAUUCAUCACACUAAGGAUAUAUGCACAAAUCGCUUGGAGGAGAGGAAAGCUAAACAGACGCGUCAGGAACUGGAACAGGAAAAUGAGAAGAUCUUGGAAGACGUGAAGGAAUGUAAAAGUCUGGCUGUAGAGGCUGGUUAUGGCAUAGCAGACCAUUUUGAAGAUACUUUGCCCCCAAGAUUUUCUCAAGCAGGGGGCAAUGCAUUACCUUUGAUCCCCCUGGGAACUGUGACCCCAGGGUUGGAAAGACCCUCCAGUCAGAAUGUUAUUGAUGACCGCAUGCCUAGUAAGCGCUACUCACGGACACGCAGAGAGGCCAGGCCAGGGGUGGAAGAGAGGAUGGAAUUGGGGCCAAUGAGGGGUAGAGGAAGAGCCAGACCAGCAAUACCACAGCCAUCAGGUAGCAGCCCUGUGAUUGGUUUAUCUGGGAUACACCCCUCCAGAGACAGCCCUGUGAUUGGUUUACAGUCCUGUAGCAGCCCUGUGAUUGGUUCAUCUGGGCUACACCCCUCCAGAGGCAGUCCUGUGAUUGGAUCAAGUAGCAGUCAAGUGAUUGGUUCACGUAGUAGCCCUGUGAUUGAUUUUAGUGGUUAUAACCCUGAAACACCUCCAAGUAAUAAUAGACUGGACUCUCUAUACAAAGCAUCCCCUGAAAAACGAGAGGAACUUGUACAAACACUUAAAAAGAUCUUUGCGGAGGCAGACAGAGACACAGAAGAAGAGACCAGGGCUCGAUUACAGAGUCUAUUCUUUACAGAUCUUUUCAUGUACCUGGACAAGGAACAACUGAAAGAAGUGAUCUAUGUUUUGUUGAAUCGAGCCGUUCGUUACUAUGGAGAUAUUCAUGAUGUGUUGCUGGACAUCAUACAAAUACUUAAUGUGACAGAAGAUUUUCCUGACUGUCUCUACCUGUCCUGUAAGAAAAUAGAAGAAAACUACAUCAAGAUCCAGAUGAUGGGGAGUCCAUUUCAUGUCCAGGCCAGUAAGGUGUUAGCACACAUAUUCAUCAUGAGUCUCCAUUGGUCCUGCAGCAACCAGAUUCAAGAAAUGAUCUUAUCAGCUCUGGAGAAGUGGAUUAUAUUCAAUAAAACAGCUCAACAGCUGGGACAGGACAGAUUACAAGAGCUUUACAUUGAAUGUUUCAAUAUUGUGUGGUGCAUUGUGGGAUCUCACAUUUGCCGACUUUAUCCAGAACACAAAGCUCGGCUGCAGAAAGAGUGCAGAAAUAAGAUUCUCAAUGACAAUGUUUCCAGGUUAGUGAGGUCGAAGUUGUUAGACCUUUACAUAGAGAAGUUUGUGAUAUCACCCACAGCGAAGAAAGAGGAAGUACAUACAUGUACACAGACCAAAACUCUGACACUGGUAGACAAGGAAGUUCAGACAGACAUGAUCAAAAUAACAGAAAGACGAUCACAGGCAGAAUCUCCAUCUCCAGUUGCAACAGCACCUGAACCAUGGAAAAAAUCCAAAACAAAAACAUUGAAUUCUAACAAAAAAGCCACCACUGCAGAGUCAAAGAAAGACAUUGAGUGGCCAAAGCUCUCAGGUCCAAAAGUGCCCGAUUGGACAAAUAGGUUGCUGGACAGUCCCCGACUUCCAGACUGGAGCAGCCCAGAGGGAAGUAAUAGCAGUGUUCGAAAGACUCCAGAGUCACUCUCAAGUAGUUUGUAUUUCUCUGCAGAGGAUAAGUCAUUUCAGAGUUCCCCAGACAUCAGACAAUCUUCAUUUCUAAAUUCUCCAGACAAUCUCAGAAAACGAAAUUUGAAUCAGUUGAGGAACCCCAUAGACCCCCCAGUAGUGACAGAACCCAUCCAGACCUUUACAAACUGGUCUGACAAUAUGGUGUUUGGAUCUAAAUCAAACUUUCUUUCCAGUGAUCUUGCACCAAAGAAAUCAGAAGAUGAAAGAAAAAGCCAACUGUUGAAGAACAAACUUUGUGCUUUGGCAGAGCCCAAAUCAGAUUCCACAGGAUUGAAAGCUCAGAGUUCCACAUUCCAGCAAAAUAAUUCCAAAAAGGAAAAACAUCAGACAAGGCAAUCAGGAGGAAAGGAAGUGUCUAAUUCCAGCAGCAGGAAUACAAAGGAUCUGAAAGAGGAGCAGAAAUCUAGAGACAAGGAACCAGUUUCUUGGUGGGAUUCAACAGGCAGCUUAACUAGAUCAAAUUUAAAGUCUCCUUCUUUUGGUUCAGAAGAUGAUUCAAGUGGUAGUGAAAAAAGACCAAUGGGUAGAGGUAGGGGAAGACGUGUCAAAAAAGAGUUUCCUCCACCCCCGAGUUCAACAUCUCUUGUUCAGAAAUCAGACAUUUCAGAUGAAAUAUCUGAAAAUCAUGUUAGCUCUCAGAAAAGAGUUAAUCCUUUAAGGGCCCAGAGAAAUGAAAAUCCAUUGCGCUUCCAAAAUCAGAAUGCUAAUUGCAAUAAAGUUAGUGGUGCUACUGGUGGGAAGUCUCCACAAAAAGUAAUGGACUGGUUCUCUAUGGAAGAGGUAGAAACUGGUGAUCAGCCCCCAGAGACAGGCAGCAGAAAUGAGGACAAUGUGCCAGAUCACUGGUUUCUGGUAAGCGAUGAUGAAAAAAGUGCCAAAUAUUCUCAAAACAGUGAUAUGCAAGCUUUACCAAGUCAGGCGAGUGAUAUUUCAACAAAUCAAAAAAAUGCAAUCAAAGGCCAGGUGUCACAAAAUGGAGACUCGCCAUCACAGACGGAAGCUGAUACAGAAAUGGACAGCAAAUUUGACGAGGAGGAUGGCAGCGGUGACUGUCCCACAAGACCCACCCACUUUUCAGACGAGGAGGGUGAGGAUGAUGGUCUUUGGGAAACAGAAAGCUCUGAUGAUGAAGUGUAUAUGAGGCCUGCAAACACUGCCAGUUCUGACCAAGCAUUUUCAGGAAGCACCGGUGUUUCCAAGUGGGUUCCUGGGGAGAGGAAGUGUACACUGUGUGGUGCAACUGAUCACGUUAUAUACAAGUGUCACAGGAAAAAGGACAACAGCUUCUUUCUGUAAAAAUGUGCCAUUUUAUAAACUUAUAUGUAAUCUUGAAGUACAGGGGUUUUGUUAAAAUGUGUUCUUGUGUGAGAGAGCUUUUAUCCCUAUUAUUCACUCGAUCUGAAUCCUUCAUUGAACUUGCGUGUACAGUGUAUAUCUGCAUGUGUUUCUGUACCCUCUAGUGUUGUGAAGGGGUCAGUAUUCAAACAUGUCUUUUCAUGAUUAAGGUAAAUUUAUGAAAUAUUGUCUGAUAAUUAAAUGCUUCUGCUGUAUAUUUGAUUCAGUGUGUGAUAUAGGGAUGAGGAUUUUUUGGAUAAUGAUU
This is a messenger RNA of Saccostrea echinata, 4423 nucleotides long. RefSeq lists its product as uncharacterized. The transcript has 18 exons. NCBI's taxonomy places the organism in Eukaryota, Metazoa, Mollusca, Bivalvia, Ostreida, Ostreidae. The record is from RefSeq and is a predicted model, not a curated record. The coding region runs from base 151 to 4119 and encodes 1322 amino acids.